Messenger RNA from Coregonus clupeaformis (lake whitefish), 8575 nucleotides. Its product is annotated as slit homolog 1 protein. NCBI's taxonomy places the organism in Eukaryota, Metazoa, Chordata, Actinopteri, Salmoniformes, Salmonidae. Bases 398 to 5101 code for a protein of 1567 amino acids. The transcript has 37 exons. The record is from RefSeq and is a predicted model, not a curated record. Gene Ontology annotation, molecular function: heparin binding; Roundabout binding; calcium ion binding. Gene Ontology annotation, biological process: negative chemotaxis; axon guidance.
AGGCUUUUCUUCAUUCUGCUCUUUCCCCAUUCCCCCUAUCCAGACAAGCAGAGCAGAGCGGGACAGAGAGAGAAGAGACGUGAGCGAACGAGUGCAGAACAGAACAACUCCACAAAGAGAAGAGAGAGGUGGAUAGUUCCCUUUGCAAGGAGAGAAAAAGAGAAGAAAAUCAAGCCUUUCAGAAUACAUUACCAACUAAGGACAUUACUUAUUUCUAGCCCUAUUUUAUGUUGUAACAGUUAGAUUUCUUUCUCAUUCUACAAGAGCCUACACACUGAUUGUAGAAAACUUGUAGUGUAGUAGGACUUUGGGAUUUUGCAGAGAGAGGGAGAAAGAAAGAGAAAAGGCUUUUUUGGAAUCAGGUUUUGAGAAACAGGAGGCUGCAGUCGUGGAGAUCAUGCCCGGUAGAGGAGCUUGUUCUGGGGCAGGCGUGGGGAGGUUGCCUGGAUACUGGGUGUGUGUGCUGGUUCUCUGUGCCCUGGUGACAGGCUAUGUCAGCGCGUGCCCUGCCUUGUGUACCUGCAGUGGCACCACGGUGGACUGCCAUGGGCUGGGCAUCAAAACCAUGCCCCGGAAUAUACCUCGCAACACAGAGAGACUGGAGCUGAAUGGGAAUAACCUCACACGCAUCACCAAGAGUGACUUCUCUGGACUCAAGUACCUCCGUGUGCUACAGUUGAUGGAGAAUCAGAUUGGAGCGAUAGAGCGUGGAGCGUUUGAUGACAUGAAGGAGCUGGAGAGACUGCGCCUGAAUAGGAACCAACUGCAGCAGCUUCCGGAACUUCUGUUUCAGAAGAACCCUGCACUGUCACGUCUAGAUCUGAGUGAGAACAACAUCCAGUCCAUCCCCAGGAAGGCUUUCAGAGGAGCUACAGACAUCAAGAACCUUCAGUUGGAUAAGAACCACAUCAGCUGCAUCGAGGACGGAGCCUUCAGAGCACUGAGGGGCCUGGAAGUACUGACUCUGAACAACAACAACAUCAGCAGCAUCCCAGUCUCCAGCUUCAACCACAUGCCAAAACUACGCACCUUCCGUCUCCACUCCAACAACCUGCACUGUGACUGUCACCUCUCCUGGUUGGCCCAGUGGUUAAGACAAAGGCCUACAAUUGGUCUGUUCACCCAGUGUACAGCUCCAGCCCCGCUUAGAGGACUCAACGUGGCCGAGAUACAGAAACAUGAGUUUACCUGCUCAGGUCACUCAGAGAGCUCCGGCUUGCAGCCUUGCAGCCUAGGAGGAGGUUCGUGCCCUGCCAUGUGUACCUGCAGUAACAACAUUGUGGACUGCAGAGGAAAAGGCCUCACAGCUAUACCAGCCAACCUUCCUGACACCAUGGCUGAGAUUCGUCUGGAGCAGAAUGGGAUCAAGUCAGUUCCUCCUGGAACCUUCUCUCCCUACAAGAAGCUGCGCAGGAUAGAUCUCAGUAAUAACCAAAUAUCAGAAAUAGCUCCUGAUGCCUUCCAGGGCCUGAGAUCCCUCAACUCACUAGUCCUGUAUGGGAAUAAGAUCACGGAGCUGCCCAAAGGAGUGUUCGACGGACUAUAUGCCCUGCAACUACUGUUGUUGAAUGCCAAUAAGAUCCACUGUGUUCGGGCCAAUGCCUUCACAGACCUGCAGAAUCUCUCUCUACUGUCUCUGUAUGACAACAAGAUACAGACUGUGGCCAAGGGCACCUUCGCUUCCCUCAGAGCAAUACAGACACUUCACCUGGCCCAGAACCCAUUUAUCUGUGACUGUAACCUGAAGUGGCUGGCAGACUACCUGCGCUCCAACCCCAUAGAGACCAGCGGUGCCCGCUGUGCCAGUCCCAGACGUCUGGCCAACAAACGCAUUGGGCAGAUCAAGAGCAAGAAGUUCCGCUGCUCUGCCAAGGAACAAUACUUCAUCCCUGGCACCGAGGACGUCCGUCUGAAUAAUGAGUGUAACAGUGAUCCAGUCUGUCCUCCUAAAUGUCGCUGUGAGUCCAACGUGGUGGACUGCUCCAACCUACGCCUCAAUAAGAUACCAGAACACAUCCCUUCCUCUACCACUGAACUUCGUCUGAACAACAAUGACAUCAGUACACUGGAGGCUGUAGGAGUCUUCAAGGCCCUCUCCCAGCUCAAAAAGAUUAACCUUAGCAACAAUAAGAUUACAGAGAUCGAAGAUGGGGUGUUCGAGGGGGCGGGGUCAGUCAACGAGCUCCACCUCACCGCCAAUCAGCUGGACUCUGUCCGCAGUGGAAUGUUCAAGGGACUGGAGGGACUACGCAUGCUAAUGUUGAGGAACAACAAGAUCAGCUGUAUCCAUAACAACAGCUUCACUGGCCUGUACAACGUACGCCUGCUGUCUCUCUAUGACAACCAGCUAACUACCAUCACCCCUGGAGCCUUCGAUACCCUGCAGACACUGUCUACACUUAACCUCCUUGCUAACUCCUUCAACUGUGACUGUCGUCUGGCCUGGCUUGGUGAUUGGCUGAGAAGCAGGAAGAUCGUCACGGGCAACCCACGAUGCCAGCGCCCUGCCUUCCUCAAGGAGAUCCCACUACAGGACGUGGCACUGCCUGACUUCCGCUGUGAAGAGGGUGUGGAGGAGACGAGCUGUGUGCCCAGGCCUCAGUGUCCCAGUGAGUGUACUUGUCUGGAGACCGUGGUACGCUGCAGUAACAAACACCUCCGUGCACUGCCCAAAGGCAUCCCCAGAAACAUCACCGAACUGUAUCUAGACGGGAACCAGUUCAGCGUGGUGCCAAAGGAACUGUCUACCUUCAAAUACCUCCAGUUAGUAGACCUGAGUAACAACAAGAUCAACUCUCUAACCAACUCUUCAUUCUCCAACAUGAGUCAGCUCACCACACUGAUCCUGAGUUACAACUCUCUGCGCUGCAUCCCCAGUCUGGCCUUUGGUGGUCUACGCUCCCUUCGACUGCUGUCUCUCCAUGGCAACGAAAUCUCAGAGCUUCCUGACGGCAUCUUCAGUGACGUGGCCUCUCUGUCUCACCUGGCUAUUGGUGCCAACCCCCUGUACUGUGACUGCCGUCUACGUUGGCUGUCUGACUGGGUGAAGACGGGGUACAAGGAGCCUGGCAUAGCCCGCUGUGCCGGACCGACGAGCAUGGAGGGCAAGCUGCUGCUCACCACCCCUGCCAAGAAGUUUGAGUGCCAUGGUGAGGUGGACAGUGACGUCCUGGCCAAGUGUAAUCCGUGCCUGUCCAGUCCGUGUGUCAACCAGGGGAUCUGUCACAGUGAUCUGGUGGAGAUUUACAGGUGCAGCUGUCCUCCUGGAUUCAAGGGUAGGAGCUGUGAAACUGCUCUGAAUGCGUGUGUCAGUAACCCCUGUGCCAAUGGGGGCACCUGCCUACUAAACGAGGAGGAGGAGGGGGCAUACAGCUGUACCUGUCCCCUUGGCUUUGAGGGUCCUACCUGCCAGACCAACAUUGAUGACUGUGAAGAUAACGACUGUGAAAACGGAGCUAACUGUAUAGAUGGAGUCAACAACUAUACCUGCCUCUGUCCUCCUUACUACACAGGGGAGAUGUGUGAGGAGAUGGAGGAUGUGUGUGCUCCAGGUCUCAGUCCGUGUCAACACCAGUCUACCUGUCUCAUCAGCUCUACUGGACCUCAGUGUGUGUGUUCUCCGGGCUACGUCGGUGAUGACUGCAGUGUGGACUAUGAUGACUGUGAGGAGAAUCGCUGUCAGAAUGGAGCUCAGUGUGUCAACCAACUCAACGGAUACUCCUGCUCCUGCCUCGACGGCUACAGUGGUCAGUUGUGUGAGGUGCCCUCCUCCCCGCUGUCUCUGUGUGACCUGGCAGACUGCCAGAACGAUGCCCCGUGUGUGGAGCGGGCAGGCCGGGCACUGUGCCAGUGUCUCCCUGGGUUCGGAGGGCCUCGCUGUGAGAAGCUGGUCAGCGUUAACUUUGUAGACAGAGACUCCUACCUGCUGCUCUCUGACCUCAAGAACUGGCCGCAGGCUAACAUCACACUGCAGGUAUCUAACAUCUCACUACAGGUGUCGACAGCGGAGGACAACGGUAUCCUGCUGUAUAAUGGGGACAACGACCACAUCGCCGUAGAGCUGUUCCAGGGUCACGUUAAGGUCAGCUACGACCCUGGCAGCCUGCCUGGACAUGCUAUCUACAGUACUGAGACGAUCAACGACGGUCAGUUCCACACGGUGGAGCUGGUGACCAUUGACCAGAUGGUGAACCUGUCCAUCGACGGGGGUCUCCCCACCACCAUGGACAGCCUGAGGGGGGUCCGGCCCCUGAACGGGGAGGCUCCGCUAUACGUGGGGGGUAGGGGCCCUCUCCAGAACACACCUACUUCCUCCUCCUCUGCUGCAGGUAUGCCAGUGGACGUCCACUCGGCAGCCUUCCGGCUCUGGCAGAUCCAGAAUGGCUCCAGUUUCCACGGCUGCAUCCAGAACCUAUAUAUCAACAACGAGCUGCAGGACUUCACUAAGACCCAGAUGAAGCCGGGCGUGGUGCCAGGCUGUGAGCCUUGUAGGAAGAUCUACUGCCUGCAUGGUAUCUGCCAGCCGGACGGGGCACAGGGACCAGUCUGCCACUGCCAGCCUGGCUGGAACGGACCACACUGUGACCAGCCGGCCACCAACCCAUGCCAGGGCAGCAAGUGUGUGCAUGGCAAGUGUAUUCCCCUGGACCUGCAGUCCUACCGCUGCGAGUGUGUGGAGGGUUACCGUGGUGCCCUGUGUAACCAGCAGGGGGAGCUGUUUAACCCCUGCCGCAGCCACAACUGUAAACACGGGCGCUGCCAGAUCUCUGAUACAGGAGACGCCUACUGCGACUGUGAGGCUGGAUACACUGGAGAGCUCUGUGACGCAGACCAAGAGGUAAUCCAGCCUAAACCAACUACAGAGUCAGAGUGUCGAGGGGAGCCCGUGAGGGACUUCUACCAGGUGCAGCGUGGGUACACCAUCUGUCAGACCACACGCAUGGUCUCCUGGGUAGAGUGCUCCGGCGCCUGCGACACGGGCGCCUGCUGUGCCAGCCAGCGAAUGAGACGCCGGAAAUACACCUUUGAGUGCAGCGAUGGAACCUCGUUCAGCGAGGAAGUGGAGAAGACCAUCAAGUGUGGCUGCAUUGGCUGCAUGUAGCACGCUUCACACAAACCUGCUACCGCCGCUGCCAAGCGCACCAGAGAGAGAGCGAGAAAGAGAACCAGAGAGGAGGAAGGAGUAAGAGAACGAGAGAGUAUAAAGAAAUAUAUAUAAAAACCUCUAUCUAUAUAUUAUGGACAACAAUGUUUGUAAAAUAGGACAUUUCCUCCCCUUCCAUGGGUGUGUGACGUACAGAAACACAGAGAAAACAAACAUCAACAACAACAUGGAGAAGUGUGAACAACAACAACAACAACAACCAAACCAUUGUAUCUGCAACAUUGUUUUGAAGGGUUCUAGAGAUGUUGAAGGUGUUACAUUCAGAGCAAGGCAUCAACCAACCCCUUAUACACACAUGGUCUAAACCUUUGUCCCCUUGGCUCAUCCAUCCAUUAGGCCUCAGAUAGCCUAACCACCAUCUGCUUUCUUUGCUUCCUGAAGGCAGUAUGUGUAAUAUGAUGUCCAGCCUGGUCGGGGUGGCAGGCGGGAAGAGGUACAAAGAUAUAGAAAAACAGACAGAGGGAGGAGAGUAGAGUUGGGCUGUGGUUAAGUUUGGUUAGGCAGGGCAGGACUGGGCUGAGCAGGAGUUGGGCUAGGGCUGGAACUGGGCUGUAGCGGGCUGGUAUAAGCUAGCCUGGACUGUAACUGAGUUGAGCUGGGUUAGGUCGGGUUUAGAUGGGCCAGAUUGUAGUUGAGCUGUGCUGAGCAGAGCUGGUGCUAGGUCGGGCUAUAUCUGGGCUAGGCCGAUUUCUUAUUGGACUCUAUCCUGGAGUAUUUAGAACAAGAGAUGUCCAUUCUUUUCAUUACUGAACAGACCACUGCACUGAAUACCAGCACUGAGAAUCACAGUCAUUUGCCCUUCACAGCACAUACACACACACACAACACACACGCACGCAUGCACCAUACUAGAAGACGGUCUUAUCUGAGCAGAAGGGUCGUUCCAUUAGAAGCAGUCAGAAGGGGCUGUCAGAUACACGUUGUGAGGCAGGUAGACCUUCCAUUCCCCUACAGUAGGCUAUAAGCUAUACCCCCACCUGGAGCAGGCAGUACCCGGUGGAUACCAAUCCCCCAGCAUGCAUUGCCUCAGGAUGAUUUGCAUAAGCCCUCCCCCUUUGAGCAGGAGGAUGAUUAGGCCCCUCCCCUCAAUGCCUGCAGUAUUAAAUGUGUGCAAACUGUUGCAUGUGAGAAGUUUGCAAAUGGAUAUGUAGAGCUUUUUAUUAUGUUUAUUAUUACGGAACAAAAAGGUUCAGAAUAUUUGUUUUGUUAUGUCUAAUUUCAAUUAUUUGUUUUGCCUUGUUUUGUUUUUAUUUUUUAUUAUAUUUUGUUUUCUGAUGUAACCUAACACCUUUAGCCCUCUCUUUAUACAGAAAAGCCUAACAGAUUCUAAUAUAUAUAUUUGUAUUUCAUUUUGGUAUAGUAUUUUUAUAUGUUAAAGAGUAAAUCUUUGUUUUCUGGAAGCUUCUAUUGGAACAGGCAGGAUGGCAUUUGAUUGGUUCCCUAGCUGUUUUUAUUUGUUUAUUUCACUUGCUCAAACAAGGUAGUUUGUAAUUGUCCAAAACAAGGUAGUGAAUGGUUGGCCUUGUUGUGUAGGCGGCAGUAUUGAUGUAGAAACAUGUUUAAUAUUGUAUAUGUUGUCUUCCAUGUGAAUAUGACAUCUAAUUCAUUUGAAAGUCUGUGUGCUGUUUUGUUUGAUUUUUUAUUUAUUUUAUCUUAAAGCUUUUUCCUGUAGAGUAUAAAAGGCAUAAUAAUUGUCGCUGAUUUUCAACAAAAUAAAAUAAGAAAAAAAAAAGUUAAAAUAAAUACUAGUGUAACAAAAAAAAGCUAAGGUAUUUGUGACAUCCCUUAAUAGCCAGUUAUGACAGUGUUUUCUCUCCCUCUGGCUCAGACACAUUCCUCAUUGGCUGUUGGGCCCGAGUGGGUGGAGUUCAAAUGCAAAUGAGUGAGAUGCUCCUCCCACUCUGAAAUAAAUUGUUCCUGUAUUUACUAUACCAUACUCUGAAAUAUUGUGCAAGGGUUCUGAUCGUUUUGUGUUGAAGUAUUAGUUGAAUUUCUGUCAUUUUAAAUUGGGGACAUUUUCCGUUGUAGACAGAAUUAUAUGAUUUAAGUGAAAGUCACAGUCGACUGAAACCAAGCUGCUGUAGGAAGCGUACUUAUUGUGGACGUGCACAAAGAUGGUGUCUACAUUUUGCCUGCAUUAAAUUGGUGCUGCCAACUUACCAUUGUACUGUGGUGGGAGGUAAAAAGAUGGUGAGACCGUAGGCUGAAUGACAGCAAACUGUAGACCUGCCAUCUUUCUGUACGUUUGCCUUUGGAUCCACUUACAGCAAUCCUAUUUUAACAUGCACAGUUAAGGGCUGGAUUCAAUCUGUAUCGCUGAAGUUCAGCGUUAUAGGGUGAUUGAAAUGUAAAGGUAAUGUUCCUGCGUUAGCGGAGAACGCAUUCACGGUAAACGCUGCAUAUGUCGGCUCAAUCGGAAAUUAUCUUUCAAUUGUGAUUGCGCAACCUGUAACACUUUAGUGAUACAAAUUGAAUUUAGCCCUAGAUGUCCACAUUCUGACUGGCUAUAGAACACGAAUUAGAGAUUAAAUGGUGCCAAUCGCAGAGUAGAGCAGUCCAACCUGAAUGUAUAAAUGUGUAUAGAUAAAUAUGAACUGAGCUCACUCCUGAAGUGGUAUGGUUCAGCUGUUAUCCUGUUUAGUUUCCAGUAUAAAAGAGACCACAUCCUCUUUGUUUUCUAAGUGGGAGACCUACAGGACGGUUUUCCUGCGAAGUAGGAUGAAGUUGCCCCUAGACACAGUUCUGUGGUCAGUUUGGUGUUUUUCCCCACUAAUGAUUAAGGUAAAGCUUUGGGGAGGGAAAGCUGAUCCUAGAUCUAUGCUUAAGAACAACUUCUACCCAGAGCGUCCUGUUGCAGUGGACUCCUUGUUAGCCCCAAUGUUAACCUUGUCUUAUAUACCCCGAGGUUAUCCGAAGGUGUCCACAUUGUAUGAUAUUGAUGAACUGUCAUCUCAUCCUUUAGCUUAACGUUUAGCUCUUUACCUCGCAGAUUUCAACAUGAGUUUAUCACAGUUCUCGCUUCAUACUCAUAUUGAUCGUUGCAAUUCAGCCGGAUUCCAUUAAUUCUAGCGUGAAAUACUUAAAGACUCAUCCACCAUCUGCGAGAGAACUGUACUCCGUAUCAUGUCAUUGUGAAAGACGCAGUGUCUCUGUUGUAUUGAACUGGUAAAAAAUGAACAAAAAAGAACAAAAACUAUAAUAAUUCUCUGGUCUGUUUCCUACAGAAGUGCUACUUCUGUUGCUUUGGUUGUGUUCUGUCGCAGGUGUGAUGGUGGGAUUGAACUGAAGUCCCAUUGAUGCUGAAUGUAUGUAGUAUCUAUCAAUCUAUCUAUCUAUCUAUCGCCACCGACAAAAUGUUUACUGAACCUCCUCCACUUUUCAUUCAUUAAACUUUAAUGUGUGUGCUUUUAA